AUGGAUGCAAAUGUGGUUGAUUGGGCAGGCUCAAAUGACCCAGACAUGCCUUUGAACUGGCCAAAGUACCGAAAGGUCGGCAUGAUUGCAGUGGUAACCGCAUGCCGAUUCACGUCAAUGCUCGCUUCCUCGAUGAUGUCUCCUGCUCUGGGGCAGAUCCAAGCCGAAUUCGAAAACUCUUCCCCAACCCUAAUCACCUUCACCGUUUCAAUCUAUAUUAUCGGUGUUGCGGUCGGACCCUUAGUUCUUGCCCCGUUGUCCGAGACGUACGGACGCUCCUGGAUCUAUCAUGUCGGCAAUAUUUCGUACACCGGCUUCGCAGUAGGUUGUGCGCUCUCGCCCAGCGCUUCGGCAUUGCUGGUUUUUCGCUUCCUGGCUGGAUUAUCCGGAAGUAUUCCAGUCACAAAUGCGGGAGGUACAAUUGCCGAUAUGAUCCCCCGUGAGCGACGCGGUUUAAUCAACAGCGUCUUUGGAGCAGCUUUAAUUCUCUCGCCAGCACUGGCUCCGAUAGCAGGCGGCUUCCUGGCCGAAAGCAUGGGUUGGCGGUGGAUUUUCUGGUUGAUAACGAUCUUGAGCGGCGUGACCACUAUUAUUAGCUUCGCUGUCUUGAGAGAGACAUACAGUCCUGUUCUGCUACAACGCAAGGCAGCACAACUGCGCCGAGAAACAGGCAACAGCCAACUCCAGGCUCGAGGCAGGACACACCAGCUCCCCCUCGCCCAGAAACUGGGACGUGCCCUCCGACGACCAAUUAUUUUGCUGGCCGCCAGUCCUAUCUUGAUCAUAGCAUCUCUCUACCUCGCCUUCGUCUACGGCACCACCUAUCUCCUUCUCACGUCCAUGCCCCUGGUGUUUCAAGACGUAUACGGCUGGGGAGAGGGUGCACUGGGACUAUGUUCGCUCAGUCUUGGAAUUGGAUGUUUCAUCGGCGUCUUCAUAACGGGCAGGUAUAGUGAUCGUAUCUAUCAACGGAAGAAAGAACGGACAGACGAUGCCCAUCAACCGGAAUCCCGACUGUUCUUCCUCCUCCCAGCAGCAGUAGCUCUCCCUGCGAGCCUCUUCAUCUACGGGUGGACAGUGCACUUCAAAUCCCACUGGAUCGCCCCCCUAAUUGGCACCGGAACCUUUGGUGUAGGUCUAGUGUUCUCAUUCAACGCCAUAAACAACUACCUCAUCGACGCGUUCUCUAUAUACGCCGCCAGCGCUCUAGCAGCAAGCGGCCUCUUCCGAGGCAUAGCCGGCGGGCUGCUCCCGCUCAGUGGACCCAAGAUGUACGAACAUCUCGGCUACGGAUGGGGAAACACGCUCCUUGGUCUUUUGGCGGUUGGCUUUGGGGGCGUCUCGCUGGUUAUGUGGAGGUUUGGGAAGGAGUUGAGAAUGAGGUAUCCUGUGGAUUUGGAGUAG
Aspergillus melleus is the source of this 1404-nucleotide messenger RNA. Its product is annotated as MFS transporter. The record is from RefSeq and is a predicted model, not a curated record. The transcript is spliced from 7 exons. Gene Ontology annotation, biological process: transmembrane transport. Gene Ontology annotation, molecular function: transmembrane transporter activity. NCBI's taxonomy places the organism in Eukaryota, Fungi, Ascomycota, Eurotiomycetes, Eurotiales, Aspergillaceae. The coding region runs from base 1 to 1404 and encodes 467 amino acids.